Messenger RNA from Marmota flaviventris (yellow-bellied marmot), 2567 nucleotides. It is a transcript of the gene Mmut, whose product is annotated as methylmalonyl-CoA mutase. Gene Ontology annotation, molecular function: methylmalonyl-CoA mutase activity; cobalamin binding; metal ion binding. NCBI's taxonomy places the organism in Eukaryota, Metazoa, Chordata, Mammalia, Rodentia, Sciuridae. The record is from RefSeq and is a predicted model, not a curated record. Gene Ontology annotation, cellular component: cytoplasm; mitochondrion.
UCUUGGCAAGUGAGGGGCGGGGGCGGUGUGCGUGGGGUCUGCGGCCCUUUCCCACAGAGCUGUCAGCAACAAGUCCGCCAAUCAGUUCUCAAUUUCCUUGAGUAUUUUCAUGCUUCAUCAUGUUGAGGGCAAAGAAUCAGCUUUUUUCACUUUCACCCCAUUACCUGAAGCAGUUAAAAGAACCAUCAUCCUCCAGGCUCCGAUGGAUACGGUGUCUACAUCAGCAGAAACCUCUUCAUCCAGAAUGGGCUGCCCUGGCCAAAAAACAGCUGAAAGGCAAAAACCCAGAAGACCUAAUAUGGCACACCCCAGAAGGGAUCUCUAUAAAGCCCUUGUAUUCCAAGGAGGAUACUAAGGACUUACCUGGAGAACUUCCAGGAGUGAAGCCAUUCACACGUGGACCUUAUCCUACCAUGUAUACUUUUAGGCCCUGGACCAUCCGCCAAUAUGCAGGUUUUAGUACUGUGGAAGAAAGCAACAAAUUCUAUAAAGACAAUAUUAAAGCUGGUCAACAAGGGUUAUCAGUUGCCUUUGAUCUAGCAACGCAUCGUGGUUAUGAUUCAGACAACCCUCGAGUUCGUGGUGAUGUUGGAAUGGCUGGAGUUGCUAUUGAUACUGUGGAAGAUACCAAAAUUCUUUUUGAUGGAAUUCCUUUAGAAAAAAUGUCAGUUUCCAUGACCAUGAAUGGAGCAGUUAUUCCAGUUCUUGCAACUUUUAUAGUAACUGGAGAAGAACAAGGUGUACCCAAAGAGAAACUUACCGGAACAAUUCAAAAUGACAUACUAAAGGAGUUUAUGGUCAGAAAUACUUAUAUUUUCCCUCCAGAACCAUCCAUGAAAAUUAUUGCCGACAUCUUCCAAUAUACAGCUAAGCACAUGCCAAAAUUUAAUUCAAUUUCAAUAAGUGGAUACCAUAUGCAGGAAGCAGGAGCCGAUGCCAUUCUGGAACUGGCCUAUACUAUAGCAGAUGGAUUGGAGUACUGUAGAACUGGACUCCAAGCUGGCCUAACAAUUGAUGAAUUUGCACCAAGGUUGUCUUUCUUCUGGGGAAUUGGGAUGAACUUCUAUAUGGAAAUAGCAAAGAUGAGAGCUGGGAGAAGACUGUGGGCUCAUUUAAUAGAGCAAAUGUUUCAGCCUAAAAAUUCUAAAUCUCUUCUUCUAAGAGCACAUUGUCAGACAUCAGGAUGGUCACUUACUGAACAGGAUCCCUACAAUAACAUUAUCCGAACUGCAGUAGAAGCAAUGGCAGCUGUGUUUGGAGGGACUCAGUCUUUGCACACAAAUUCUUUUGAUGAAGCUUUGGGUUUGCCAACUGUGAAAAGUGCUCGAAUUGCCAGAAACACACAGAUCAUCAUUCAAGAAGAAUCUGGCAUUCCUAAAGUGGCUGAUCCUUGGGGGGGUUCAUAUAUGAUGGAAUCUCUCACAAAUGAUGUUUAUGAUGCUGCCUUAAAGCUCAUUAAUGAAAUUGAAGAAAUGGGUGGAAUGGCCAAAGCUGUAGCUGAGGGAUUACCUAAACUUCGAAUUGAAGAAUGUGCUGCCCGAAGACAAGCUAGAAUAGAUUCUGGUUCUGAAGUAAUUGUUGGAGUAAAUAAGUACCAGUUGGAAAAAGAAGAAUCUGUAGAAGUUCUGGCAAUUGAUAAUACUUCAGUGCGUAAGACGCAGAUUGAAAAACUUAAAAAGAUCAAAUCCAGCAGGGAUCAAGCUUUGGCUGAACGGUGUCUUGCUGCACUAACCCAGUGUGCAGCCAGUGGAGAUGGAAAUAUUUUGGCUCUUGCAGUGGAUGCAGCUCGUGCAAGAUGUACAGUUGGAGAAAUCACAGAUGCUAUGAAAAAGGUAUUUGGUGAACAUAAAGCUAAUGAUCGUAUGGUGAGUGGAGCAUAUCGCCAAGAAUUUGGAGAAAGUAAAGAGAUAACUUCUGCUAUCAAUAGAGUUCAUAAAUUCAUGGAACGGGAAGGUCGCAGACCUCGUCUUCUUGUAGCAAAAAUGGGACAAGAUGGUCAUGACAGAGGAGCAAAAGUUAUUGCUACAGGAUUUGCUGAUCUUGGUUUUGAUGUGGACAUAGGCCCUCUUUUUCAGACUCCCCGUGAAGUGGCCCAGCAGGCUGUAGAUGCAGAUGUACAUGCUGUGGGUGUGAGCACACUGGCUGCUGGUCACAAAACCCUAGUUCCUGAACUCAUCAAAGAACUUAAUGCUCUUGGACGGCCAGAUAUCCUUGUCAUGUGUGGAGGGGUGAUUCCACCACAGGAUUAUGAAUUUCUGUAUGACGUUGGUGUUUCCAAUGUAUUUGGUCCUGGAACUCGAAUUCCAAAGGCAGCCGUUCAAGUGCUUGAUGAUAUUGAGAAAUGUUUGGAAAAGAAGCAACAAUCUGCGUAACAUCUUGGUCUUGUUUAACUUUUAUCUAAAAUACUCUUUCAGUUAUGAUCAAAGAAGAGAAUAAAGUCAUGUCUUCAAUUUAAUUCCAAUUUCCUUGAAAGCGUUAAAGUAUCUUACUUAUAAACAUGAUGUCAUGCUACAAGUAUGUAUGUACAAUUUCACUUUAAAAAUUAAAAAAAUUAAUUUUUAAAAAAG